GAGAAGAACGACCACAACAGCAAACUCGGUCCCGAAGACAGGAGUGGCGGUCGACAAUGAAGGCUCGAAUCGAGGAUGGCAUCGUAUAUUCGCCCUAUCCUGAAGUUGAAAUUUUCAAUUGUUCGUUCUUCGAAGCAACAAAGAAGGCGUGUCUCACGGAUCCCGACAAGCCUGCUUUGAUUGACGAUUCCGUAACACUCACUAAAAGUGAGUUUGUCGCUCGGCUAAGGCGUUAUGCUGCGGGUUUGCAACGACAUGGCGUCCGGCCGGGUGAUCGCAUCUGCGUCCACGUGGGCAACAGUGUUGACAACUUCGUAGCCAUGUGCAGCUGCUUAGUGGCUGGGGCAAGCAUCGUCCUCGCCAAGCCAUCGCUCACCGAGAGAGAACUACGAUACCAGAUUACGGACAGCGACAGCACGCACCUUCUUGUGGAGCCCGAACUGGCUGGAAAAGGCUUGAAGGUGGCAUCCGAAUUGAAGCUGAAGGGCUUUUUCACCACGGGCUUCGCCGAUGGAUUCAUAUCUAUGGAGCCGUUUGCAGAGUUGGAUGAAAGUUUGUUUCGAGAGGUGCCCGUUGCCGACCCACAAGAGUGUCUCUUUGCCAUCAUCUACACGUCAGGAACCACUGGUCUCCCAAAGGGCGUUGAGCUGACGCACUACGGUUUUCUGGCCAACAUUGGAAUGUCACGGUGGACCUUUCCAUGGGAUGAUUCCGACGUCGUUUUGCUGCCGACUCCGAUAACGCAUGGAAGCGGCAUACUGUCAGUCACCAUCAGCGUCCUUUUGGGCACAACAUGUGUCAUCGUUCCGCCUAACUUGAGCCUUGCGGAUGUGUCAAGGGCUGUGGAACAGCACAAGGUACAGGAAAUACCAUAUUUGCCCGGUUCUGAGCGUCUGUACUGCUCCCCCGUCGCUCUGCAGCCACAAACCCAGGACUCGCAUCGUGACCUGCAGCCGUGCUGUUGCCCUGGCACCUCCAGACUCUCGUCGGCUGAAAUGCGGCGCACAGGCCAACGGCUCGCAGGACUACGACGCGUGUGCACCGGCGGCAUGCCUCUCUCUCAAGAGCAGUACAAGUCAAUGCAUGAGACAUUCGGCGAGGGGCUUCAAGUGCUGGCGAACGUGUACGCCAUGACCGAGGCGACGGCGUUGCUCUGCUCUCCUUCCCGGGAACACGCCACUGGCGUGGACAUGGGCUUCCCAGCGCCGGCGGACAAAGUUCAAGGUGGGCUCACGUGUUGUAGCUCUGAGACUUACUGGCCCCACGUAGUCGACAGAAUGACUGAUAAGCGAUUGGGCCCCUACCAAACCGGCGAGCUCUGCUACAAAGCGCCUACAGUUAUGAAAGGAUACUACAAACGACCCAAGGAGACGGCCGAGUUCUUCGACGAAGAAGGAUGGUGCAAGUCAGGCGAUGCAGGCUACUACGACCAGGACGGACGCAUUUACUUUGUUCAACGCUUUAAAGAGAUGAUCAAGUGCAUGGACAACCAGGUUGUGCCCGCAGAGCUCGAAGAACUCUUGCUGCGGAAGCAUUCGGCGGACAUCGUCGAGGUGUGCGUCGUCGGCCUACCGAACCCCAGCUACGGAGAAGCACCGGCUGCCGUGGUCGUGACGCGAUGCGCAGAAGUCACGCAGGACCUCCCCGAAUUGUCGACGCGGAUCAAGAAGACAGUAACGGAAAACUGCGCAGUGCACAAACACCUGUAUGGCGGCGUCUUCUUUGUCGACUCCAUUCCAAAGACCGAAUCCGGCAAGACAAACCGCCCUGCUGUGCUGAAAAUGUGCGUUGCCUAACAUAAGGUCCUUCUCGAAACUCACAUCAGUACCUGUAUAACCGUGAGCAUAUCAGCUGAAAGACUCAAUGGAGCCCAAAUGAUAUGCUCAGAAUAAUCACCGAUCUGUAAACAUAACUGUAAUUAUCGGAAAUGCUCACGCACUUAGGAUUCCGAAAAUCAAUUUUUUCAGUUUUAGUUAUCAAUAAAGCUAGACCGUUUAUUUGGGGGCCUCCGGCAUUUAUUUCAACGAAACAGUUACCGUUCUUCAGCAAUAACUUGUGUUUGAAAUAUAGCACUGCACGGGCUCGGGCUUACCCGAAAGCCCGGGCCCAGCCCGGCCCACGGGCUGCCUUACUAGGGCCGGCCCGUGGCCGGGCCGGGUAGGGCAGUUUUUUCACGGGCUCGGGCCGGGCUCGGCAUGUGCUUUUUGACCCGGGCCCGACCACAGCAUGUGCUUUUUGACCCAGGCCCGGGCCGGGCUCGGACUUUCUGGUGGUGUGCAUGUAACGUGCAGCGAGUUAUCCUCGCGCAUCUCGACUCUGAAAAACCUGUUCCCACGGUGCAGCUGGAAGCUAGCAGUGCUACUCCUGUGUACUUCCCUUUUAUUCUUCCGUCGUAUUUGGCGCUGUUUGAACAGAAUGUCAAACAGAACAGAAAGACCGAAGUUGCCUGUAUUCCUUACCUAAGUCAAUGUAAAUAAUGUUUUCAACGCGGUGCAAGCGCGUUCGCGACUUGCUGAUUCUUCAAAGGCGAUUGGUAAAACGAUGACUUGUAAGAAAAGAUAAAUUCGCCACGCGGCUGAAAUAUGUCACUACGUCCAUCCAUGAUUACAUGCAUGUUCUCAACCGGCCGCCUAGCAGCAGCGCAUUGCACUGCACCAUGGACGAACGAGAAGCUUUCUUUCUCCAUUUACUCCAUCCAUGCGCUGCGCUCACGACUGGACGUGGCUGCGCUUCGGCUAUAGCGCACUAGAGAAUACGGUUGAGUGAGACGGGCGGCUGCGGCGGGACAUGCUUUGCAGUGAGGCGCCCGACGUGGGAAAAUGCUGUGGCGGCGCUGAGAUAGAAGUGGAUUGGGCCGCAUCAAGGUCGCGCCAUUGGACACUGCUUGCGAUACUGCUCGGCAGGGUCAUUCGUACUACUUCGCGCGCUGGUAUUUGCGUUCAGAACGCUCAAAUGGUGUUUCUAAUUGCAUAUGACA
Molecule: messenger RNA, 2977 nt
Organism: Dermacentor silvarum
Lineage: Eukaryota; Metazoa; Arthropoda; Arachnida; Ixodida; Ixodidae
Exons: 10
Coding region: 57-1796 (579 amino acids)
Molecular function (GO): CoA-ligase activity
Source: RefSeq, a predicted model, not a curated record